Prosopis cineraria is the source of this 1541-nucleotide messenger RNA. RefSeq lists its product as uncharacterized. NCBI's taxonomy places the organism in Eukaryota, Viridiplantae, Streptophyta, Magnoliopsida, Fabales, Fabaceae. The record is from RefSeq and is a predicted model, not a curated record.
CGCAUCCCACAUCUAGCAAUAAUGUCUGAUGAGCGUCGAAUGCUGAACCGGUGAUCCCCAUGAUUUGUGUGCAAUUUUGACCCGUUCCUCAGGGACAGCCUUAUAAGUCUCUUAUAUAGCAUCCAGGUCCUGCAUCAUUUCCAGUGUGAGACGAUUUCUCCUCUCAGAUUCUCAAGCCUCCGUGCCGUUCUCUGGCUAUCACCAGGCCAUGUGAUGCCUGGACUUCCCAACGAAGCAUGAGAUACUCACAACAAAAUUACAACAAUCAAAGAGUUAGCAUCUCAAAUGUCAUGAAAUCAUGGCUCUAAUGGCUACUAGAACGAAGCUUGCGAGAGUUCUCACUGCUCUCUCUGCUCGAAUGCCAAAUUCGAGAUCAGGGUCUAGCUGCUCCAACCCAUUUGACGCGCUCCAUAAGUUCUCUUCCUCUUACUCUUCCGUCGCUCUGGCUACCGAGGAAUCAGAGACGAUGAGUUCGCGAUACAUGGGGUUGGAGACGCUGGGAAUCAAAGAUUACGAGGAUUACAGGAAAUCCCGUUACGGUGACAUCACUCACAAGGCUGUUCUUGUUGAUGCCGUUGGCACUCUUGUUGUGCCCUCUCAACCCAUGGCCGAGAUAUAUAGAAAAAUUGGGGAGAAGUAUGGGGUAGAAUACCCAGAGGACGAGAUUUUACACAGAUACAGAAGAGCUUACGGGCAGCCUUGGGGUAAAUCUCGGCUCAGAUAUGUUAAUGAUGGCAGGCCCUUCUGGCAAUACAUAGUUAGUUAUUCCACUGGCUGUUCAGAUAAUCAGUACUUUGAAGAACUUUAUAACUACUAUACGACAGAUAAGGCAUGGCACCUCUGUGAUCCUGAAGCUGAGAAAGUGUUCAAAGCAAUUAGAAAAUCAGGUGUAAAGCUGGCUGUUGUGUAAUUUGACACUCGAUUAAGACCCCUACUGAAGGCAUUGAACUGUGAUAACUGGUUUGAUGCAGUAGCAGUAUCAGCUGAGGUUGAGGCUGAGAAGCCAAAUCCAACGAUAUUUCUUAAAGCAUGUGAGUUGUUAGGUGUAAAACCUGAGGACGCUGUUCAUGUUGGGGAUGAUCGUAGAAAUGAUAUAUGGGGUGCUAGAGAUGCAGGCUGUGAUGCCUGGCUUUGGGGAAGUGAUGUUCAUUCCUUUAGGGAGGUAGCUCAGAGAAUUGGGGUCGAAGUCCGAUAGAUUAAAUUAAGCAUAGGUUGAAGAAUGCUUUGUAAUACAUAUCUUUAGUGAGGGUGAGUAUGUUCAGCUGAAGUCUAAAAUUUUGGUAAUUUUCCAAGUAUUAUUUGGUGGCGUGGGCCAGUCUGUAACUAGCAUAGACCAGAAAUGGAAAGUGCGGGAAGAAGCUUUCAUCUUUCCAAAAUUCACUGGGCCAAACAUGAUUACUUGUCUAAGGUUUCGUCAUAAGUAGGAAAGACUUGCAAUUGCAAGGCACUCCUUCCGCUACAUAUUAUAGGGUGCAUUUUAAAAAAAUCUUUAAUCCUUAAUGUAAGAUGCUUAUUGUAAUAUUAAUUAUGUUUUUGAAAUA